GAGUAUCAACACAAGGUUGAAGAAAAUCACAGAUUAAAGUCUGGCCUUUGGUUUGGUUACACGUGUUAGUCAAAAUAGUUUUUUGCAAUGUCUUUCUAUUUGUGUCAAUGUUAUCCAAAUUGGUUUUUUUAUUUGUUCUUUUGUACUAUGAUAUUUUGAGUUUUGCAGAGCAAGAUUCUAUAGUAUGGGUGAGAUUACAAGGCAGAUCAUAUGGUUUUUGGUGAUUAUUUUACUAUCCUUUGGCCAUGGAGUCAAAGGCAGGAGAACAAGCCCUGGCAAUAAAAAUGCAGUUAAAACCAUCCAUAGUGAAGGAGAUAUAAUUGAUUGUGUUGAUAUUUAUAAGCAACCUGCCUUUGAUCAUCCUCUCCUCAAGAAUCAUACUAUUCAGAUGAGACCUAGCUGGUAUCCGAAUGAGGCAUCAACUGAGCCUAAGAUUUCAAGCAAGGAAAGGGUCGUGAGCUCUCAAGUAUGGAAUAAAUUCGAAAAGUGCCCAGCAGGAACAAUUCCAAUAUACAGAACUCAAAACAAUGACAAUGUCGUCCCUGAAUUUGUUAGGGCUUUUGGGGAGAAAAGCACGGAAGGAAUUCCUUUUCCUAAGAAAGACAAGUAUGGAGAUCAAAAUGCUGAGUAUGCUGGAAUGUACGUGAAAGAUAAAUAUUUUUAUGGAGCAUCACAACGUUGCAGCGUUUGGACUCCUCAACUUGAAUCUCCUAGUGAGUACAGUGCGGCAGCAACUUGGCUCGUCAAUAACGAAGGAAGUGAGACAGAUGUGAUUGGAGCAGGAUGGAUGGUGAAACCAUCUCUCUUUGGGAACAACGACACCCGUCUCUUUGUAUCUUGGAAUAAAGUAGCAGGUUCUCAGACCACUGGGUGCUACAACCUUUUCUGUCCAGGUUUUAUUCAGACAACCACAAAGGUUGCCUUGGGGGACUUUCUCAUUCAGGGGCUUGACACUUACUACGACAUAGUCAAGGACCCGAACACUGGGCACUGGUGGUUUACAUUUGAGGACAUUCCUAUAGGCUACUGGCCUGCAUCCAUGUUCACAAACUUACAGGUAGCCCUAAGGGUGGUGUGGGCCGGGCAAGUUCUGAACACGAAACCUGGUAGACAUCACACUGCUACACAGAUGGGGAAUGGCAUUUUCCCUGGUGAAAAACAGAAGGCUGCUUCCUUCUAUAAUUUGAAAGUUCGAGACGGUGGUGGCAAGUGGGAUCCUAUCACUGACCUCAACAAUUUCAAAGACAGCAGAUAUUGCUAUGAUUCUCAGAUAAUGUCUCUUUUUAUUGAUGGAGAUGUAAUUGAUUGUGUUGUUAUUUAUAAGCAACCGGCCUUUGAUCAUCUUCUCCUCAAGAAUCAUACUAUUCAGGUGAAACCAUCUCUCUUUGGGGACAACCAGACCCUCCUCUUUGUAGCUUGGGAUAAAGUAGCAGGUUCUCAGACCACUGGGUGCUACAACCUUCUCUGUCCAGGUUUUAUUCAAACGAACUCAAAAGUAGUCUUGGGGGGCGUUCUCACACCUGUUUCAGUUAUAAGUGGAAAGGUGUAUUACAUUCACUACAACAUUUCCAAGUGGUUAUGGAGAAAAGGGAAGAACUCAAUUAUGAAAUUGACAGAUGGCUUUCUAUACAAAGCCAAAUUCAGAGAGGCCGCUAUUCGAGUUAUUGAAACUCCACUCCCUGAAGCUGCGAAGGUGAAACCAUCUCUCUUUGGAGACAACCAGACCCGCCUCUUUGUAGCUUGGGAUAAAGUAGCAGGUUCUCAGACCACUGGGUGCUACAACCUUCUCUGUCCAGGUUUUAUUCAAACGAACUCAAAAGUAGUCUUGGGGGGCGUUCUCACACCUGUUUCAGUUAUAGGUGGAAAGGUGUAUUACAUUCACUACAACAUUUUCAAGUGGUUAUGGAGAAAAGGGAAGAACUCAAUUAUGAAAUUGACAGAUGGCUUUCUAUACAAAGCCAAGUAUUCUGUAAUAUCCACCAUCCAACCUCUUUUUGGCACGAUAAUGAAUCGUAGUUCUGUCAAAUAUUUGAGAAUUACACUGUAUCUCCAAUGCCCAUCAAUAACAAUCAGUAGUGGAUGUCCCAUGGUGUCUGCCAUAGCAUUUAAAGCCUAUGUAUUAUGA
This is a messenger RNA of Amborella trichopoda, 2125 nucleotides long. The record is from RefSeq and is a predicted model, not a curated record. NCBI's taxonomy places the organism in Eukaryota, Viridiplantae, Streptophyta, Magnoliopsida, Amborellales, Amborellaceae.